This is a messenger RNA of Tetranychus urticae (two-spotted spider mite), 2862 nucleotides long. RefSeq names its product kinase suppressor of Ras 2. NCBI's taxonomy places the organism in Eukaryota, Metazoa, Arthropoda, Arachnida, Trombidiformes, Tetranychidae. Gene Ontology annotation, biological process: protein phosphorylation. Gene Ontology annotation, molecular function: protein serine/threonine kinase activity; ATP binding. The record is from RefSeq and is a predicted model, not a curated record.
ACCAUCUAUUGACUUACAUUUUAUUUAUAAUGAGUUUACAGUGCAUCGAAACAAUUUCAACUGUUAACCUUAUUUGUUAGUUUAAUGGUAACAAUUAUUUGUCAUUCAAAGGUAAAGGUGUAAAGGUGCAUGAAAAGAUGGAAUCUUAUGAUUAGGAAAACUUAUUAAUAAUCAUCUAAAAAUGGAUGAAAUGUUGGAGUUUUACUUGUAAUGAUGAUGAUAAUAUUAAAGAUAAGUUACAAGUGGAAAUAAACAAUGUAAUAUUAGACAAAAAGACGCAAAGUGAGAAGGUUGAGUUUAUACACUUACACUGUUAGAGUUGAAUGUGUAUGGAUUUUGACUCCCUGAAGCCUGGGAGUUUUAUCGAUUUUGAUCUUCUCUUCUAAUUUCCUCUUUCUUCCUCCUCUUUUUCACUCUCUCUUCUUCCUCUCUAUUGACUUGCUUCCCUGGAUCUUCAUCCUCAUCUUCAUCCUCCUUCUCAAGCACAAAAAUAUAUAUUAAGUGAGCUUCAGAUGCAACAAAAAAAAAGUAUAACCAGUUACGACCAUUUGAAGCCAUGAGGUUUGCCAUGCGAACAAGCUUAAUCUUGAAUAUUAAAACGAAGCCUAAUGUAACAGUUACUUUAAUAUCAACAACAACAUCAUUAAAAUCAUCAAAAUCAUCGUUAACAUCACUGUCAACAUCAACACAUUUUUAAUGUUGAAAUGGAUCUCGAUUGUCCAAAUAAAAAUCAUCCUACACCGGCGCCAAUUUCUGGUUUAAUUAAAGUGGCCCACUGGUUAUCCCACCGAAGACGAUCAAAGGAGCUUAUUGUUAUUUCACCUUCGCCAACUGAGAAACAAUCCAAAACCAAAUUUGGUUUUUUCGAUGAAAAAGUUGCCCACAAAAAAUUGAAACAUUUCUUCAAGACAGCCUCAAAACGUUCAUCAUCUACAUCAUCCAAUUCGGAAAAUCGUGCCACUAGUCCGGCUCAUCCUUCACUUCAAACAUAUCAGCGUCCAACUUGCCUUGGUACUAGUUCUCCAGCUCGUUAUUUUGCUGCCUCUCUGGUUGUGCCCACUUUGGAUACGACAUGUGUAGACAUCGAUGAUCCAAACAUUUGUGAAAAUGCAUUCGAUGAUUCAGAGACUGAUGGUAAGCCCUCUGCUUACACCAUUGAUGCAUUAACCAGACCCGAUGAAUCAGGAAGGUUUGGCAAACACAAUGCCCUUGCAAAAGCUCGAACUCUUAGCAUUGAACAUAAGAAAGCUGUUUGUGAACGACUUUGUGCAACUUGGCCUCAAUCCACAACAGUGAUCAGUAGUAUUGACGAUUUUUUACCCGAAAAAGAUGACUACGAUAAAAAUUUCAAUCCAUCCAGACGACAAUCUAGAGAUCUGGAUGUGGAAGAAGCAAUUAAGGAAUGGUCAAUCCCUUACAAAGACCUUCAUUUUGAAAAACCUUUAAGGGUUGGUCAAAAUGGUGUUAUUUACAAAGGCCAUUGGCAUGGUGAAGUGUUAAUUCAUACAUUCAAAGAUACCAAAGAUGAUGAUGUAAGCAAUUUUUGGGACACAAUUGCUCAACUUUGUAUGGUUCGUCAUGAGAACAUCGUUCUUUUCAUGGGUGCCUGUGUUGAUUCACCAAAUCUUUCCGUCAUUACCAGUAUGAGAAAAGGAAUAUCUUUACUCGAACAUAUUCAUGUGAAACAUCAAGUAAUAUCGCCUCCCAAUAGGAUCAAUAUUGCUCGACAAAUUGCUCAGGCUAUGGGUUACCUUCAUGCCAAAGGAAUCAUUCAUAAAAGAUUAACUUCAAAUAACAUAAUUCUCGAAAGUAAAGUUAAAAUUUGUUUAAUCGAUCAAGGAUCAGCAAUUUAUAGCUACAAUGGUUCUGAUUAUGGUGCCGUUACUCGUGGAUAUUUAUCGUACUUAUGUCCGCAACUAAUGAGAUGUAUCAAAGUUGAACCUCCUUUUAUAAAAUACAAUGGAAGAUUUAGUCCAGAAUCUGAUGUCUACGCUUUUGGAACAAUCCUUUUCGAGUUGAUGACCGGUAAAUUUCCGUAUCAAAGACUUCAAUCUCAUUCCAUAAUUUGGUUAAUUGGCAACGGCCAUCAUGAAAGUGUCCUCCACAUUAAGGGUAGCAACGUGAUCCGUAAUUUAGUGGCCAGUUGCUGGUCUCCGUUAUCUGGACAACGUCCCGCCUUUAGUCAAAUUGUGAAACAAUUACAAGAAAAUAUCUCUUUGAACAAAAAACACAGCUGCAGUGAACCAGAAAGACUCAACAAGAUCGGGCUGCUUUAAAACGUUUUAAUUUUCAAAUUUUUCUUUUAAAUUGUAAUUAAUUUAUUAAUUUUACAAUUAUUAUAUUACCUAUUAUUCAUUAUUACUUUUUAUUAUUUUAUCGUUCUACAUCAGAACAAGGUUGUUAAACCUGAUUGAGCCUUAAUUUAAUUGAAUAUUAAUUAUGUUAACUUACUAAAAGCUCAUUUUCACAUCAAUUGUCCAAUUUUUUCGUAAGAACUUUAACAAUUUAAGUUGACUCAUUUUGUUAAUCAAAAACCAUUGUAAAUAUUUUAUCGUUGAUGCACUCAUUUCAUACUAUCCCUUUGAUUACCUCAUUGUAUUUAAACUCUUUUCAUUCCAUGCACAGUCAACUGUAAUCGAAAUUUUUAGUCAAACCACAUUUUGUUUUAAAAGGUGAAAAAUUGUUUAACAUUCUCUUACUCUUUAAUUUUGCUCAUAAAGCUGUUAAACCUCACAACAGAUUGAGGUUUUUUUGUAAAAGCCGUUUUAGGCUGCGAAUUUGGUCAAAAAUUGAAACUUGCUACAUGUAAUUUCCAUUUUCAUUGAUGUCAAGAUUAAUAAAAUAAUAACUUGCAAACUUAAA